ACCCCGGCUUGUUUGGGGCCCUCCUCGGGAGCAGAGGCAGCAUGGAAGGCACCGUAGCCACAGCCAGGACGUCCACCAAAAUCACCAAGAAGACCUUCCUGGAGGCCCUGAAGGCCAACGACUUUGGGAAGCUGAAGGCUCUUUUGAUCCAAAGGAAAAUCGAUGUGGAUACCGUGUUUGAGGUAGAGGAUGAGAACAUGGUCUUGGCAUCUUAUAAACAAGGAUACUGGCUGCCCAACUACAAGCUGAAGUCCUCGUGGGCCACGGGCCUGCAUCUGUCUGUCCUGUUUGGCCACACGGAGAGCCUCUUGGUAUUGCUGGACCAUCACGCUACCAUCAACUGUCGACCCAAUGGGAAGACCCCCCUGCACGUGGCUUGUGAAGUGGCCAAUGUGGAGUGUGUCAAGAUCCUCUGUGACCACGGAGCCAAGCUCAAUGCCUACUCGCUAAGUGGCCACACAGCCUUGCACCUGUGCACCACGGAAAGCUCCAUAGUCUGUGCCAAGCAGCUGGUGUGGAGAGGUAAGUCAUUUCCUCUUGGCCCUUCCCUGGGCUUCCACCAGCCUCCUGGCAUCUCCGGGGGGGAAGCAGCCACCUUACUAGAAGAGCGAGUGGUCUCUGGCUGCCCUGGCACGAGUGAAGGGCCCGGCGCGCAAGGCCACGGAGGUCCCGGGCCCACAGAAACCACUCUUUCCUCCUCCCAUAGCGCAGCAGGUCUCCCCCUCGGGGCCUCUGGGGAGCCAAGAGAAAGCGAAGAGAGGAUACCCCAAAGGGCCUUGGGCAGGCCCUCCCGGGAGAGCCUCCUGCAGAGGCCUGCAGCCACUCCUCCCGCCUCCAAGGCCAGCCCUCCACAGGUUCUCCCAGUUCAGUGCAAGAGGCAGAACGGGACGAGGGACAGGAAAGCUCCUCCCUGGGCCACAGGCGGACAUGCCCUCCUGGAAAGGGGGCACGGGCAGGCCUGGGAGCGCUCGGGGGAGGCAUGGCCAGCCCCCGGGGCUGCCCUCAAUCCCGGCGAGUGCUGUGAGACACCACCAUGCUGGCAUCUGGGAAGCCGGUUCCUCCCAGCACGCCCAGGCUGCCGCCCUUUCCUUCCGGUGCUCCUCCCGGCCCGUGGACUCUUCCAUGCUGUUCCCGGGGCCUCGGGCCCAAACGCUGAUACUGCCGGCAAUGCGGCUCUCACUGGCCCGGCUUCCCUUCGGAUCCUCCCAAGGUUCCCCGAGCCGGAAGCCGAGAAGCCAGCCUGAGCUGCUGGGAAGGGGGGGCUCUUAGCCCAGGUGGGGGAAGAGCGUGGGGCGCCCCG
Messenger RNA from Gracilinanus agilis (Agile Gracile Mouse Opossum), 1300 nucleotides. RefSeq names its product ankyrin repeat and SOCS box containing 4 (gene ASB4). Lineage: Eukaryota; Metazoa; Chordata; Mammalia; Didelphimorphia; Didelphidae. Gene Ontology annotation, molecular function: protein binding. The record is from RefSeq and is a predicted model, not a curated record. The transcript is spliced from 2 exons. The coding region runs from base 42 to 1244 and encodes 400 amino acids.